Molecule: messenger RNA, 695 nt
Organism: Lingula anatina
Lineage: Eukaryota; Metazoa; Brachiopoda; Lingulata; Lingulida; Lingulidae
Source: RefSeq, a predicted model, not a curated record
AUGGCGGCACUCACACUCACAUACGCUUUUCUCGUUGUUUUGGCGGUACAAAAUGCAUCAGGGUAUUUCUGGGGGAUGUAUCCUAACGUCCCAGGAGGGAGACGCAUGGUCUGGCACCCUGUCGACACCAUGUUAAAUCUCAUGCCACAAAAGAUACAAGGACUGUGGUACAGUAUCAUCUGGCGGUCUUAUCCUCAGGUUCCUCAUGAAGAAGUGUUGCUGGAUUUUGCAAUGAACAUAACACUUGGUGAAACAGGGGCGCUUGCAGUGACGACAAAAGGAAAACCAAACGAGAAGGGGGCGAGCUGCAUCGACGUCAAUGCAUUUUCCAAACUAGAGCCAACUAGAGUGAGAGGGAAAUAUACCAUUGUCCAAAGUUAUGGCACCAACACGUUCAAGUUCGCUGACACCGACUACGCCCACUACAUGGUGUCCAGCUACUGUUUUAACGAGACUGCCAGUGGUCACUGUGAGAUGGAGGGCGUUAACAUCUGGGGUCGUACCGCUGAGCUGACGCCCCAGUACCUUUACAGGGGAAUGAGGAUAAUCGACAAGAUGCUGUGUAAAUCAUUAAGCGGGUUUCAUUUUAUAAGGCACACUACAGGGUGUCACGGGCAGGAGAAUUGAGCCUCAAUGUUAACCUCCUACAGCCAACAAUUAACACAUAAAAUAGAGACAACAGCGAGGAGAGAACA